This is a messenger RNA of Galendromus occidentalis (western predatory mite), 4452 nucleotides long. It is a transcript of the gene MED23, whose product is annotated as mediator complex subunit 23. Lineage: Eukaryota; Metazoa; Arthropoda; Arachnida; Mesostigmata; Phytoseiidae. Gene Ontology annotation, cellular component: mediator complex; transcription regulator complex. The transcript has 29 exons. The coding region runs from base 229 to 4452 and encodes 1407 amino acids. The record is from RefSeq and is a predicted model, not a curated record. Gene Ontology annotation, biological process: positive regulation of gene expression; regulation of transcription by RNA polymerase II.
GAAUGAAUAGGAGCCAUCCACUCUUGAAGUCCUCGCUUUGAGCUUCGUUGUGUGACACCACUGUGCAUAAGGAGCGAAGGAAGGUCCCCGAGUUCCCGCUGCCACCUAGUUCCGAAGUCCGAACGCCCGGACGACGGCGCCGGCUCAGAGAGGGAGAAUCCAAACAAAAAUAGACCGGGCGGCUUCACUCAACACACGGAGACGAUCUUUCCGCUGCCGGGAGGGGAAAUGGGGUCUAUCGAAGCAGUGAAUUCUUUUGUGAAUAACAUAUUACGUCGAGACGCGCUAGAAGAGGCCUUUAACGCCUUCAUCGUCCACACGCAACAUUCAUGGACGUCACAAGAUGACACAGAAGCCAGUCCUUCAGAAGAAUUGGCUCAAAUCUUUUCGGUGAACGCCGAGCAGACCGAUGCGGCGCUGAAAGCCUUCGUCAGCCAUGCCUGUCAGCUGCGAAACCACAAGCAAUUACGGAAGCUACUGCAAAUCUUGGAGACCGCAGUUCUUGACGGUAAAGUUAAUGCAAAGCAAGUUUGCGAGGCUCUCCUCGGAGGUCUAUGCUUCCAGCAUGUCGAGUACUGGGUCCAGGCUCUGACGCUGAUCGAGCAACUGCUGCCUCAGGUUGACUAUAAAGGCGUGAGAGAUUUGCUUAAACUCUUGUUCGACAAGGCUCAUCACAUCCCGUCGACCGUGAACUUGUCCUGCAUGCGGCAGCUGAAUGCGCUGCAGUCACUAGUGGAACUGAUACUCGACCGGAGUGCGGCUCUGUGUCCAUCGUACCUGGUUUUGGAUGACAUGCAAAAACGCCUCAGUGCCCAGGAUGGAUGGCCCCACUGGAAAAUCGCAAGGCUGAUCUCAGCCUUUGUGGAUAGCUUCCGGCCUCUGGCCCAGCUCGUGACGAUUGUGGGGAGAUCUCGUUUGGUCCCGGUCGUCGGACAUUCGCCUCACGGUGCCUUCGCCUGGAAGAUCGACGCCGCCACCGCUAAAUUCACACUGAAGGGACAGCUGCCGUACACCGUCGAAGCUCAGCAGAGCCAGACCGUUCUCUUAAGAUUCGUUCUGGCGCAGCCGUAUUCCCGAGAUAUGGUUUGUUCGAUGCUGGGCCUGGUGAAAACUCAAAAGCAAAGAUGCGUGGUGUUAGAAAAUCAAAUCGUCGAUCUCAUGGUCACGGCUAUGCAGAGAUCGGAACAGGAGCCUCUAUCUUCAGACUCCCUGUGUCAGUUCUGGCAGAACAUAAGCUCCCAACUGAUCUACUUCGUUCUUUUCCAAUAUGCGUCCUUUCCCGACAUGGUUAUCGCAUUGCACACGCAGCUCUCAGCGAGCGCUUUGCGACGCGGGAGAGAUCAUCUCAUGUGGGUACUUCUACAAUUCAUCUCGGGCUCGAUCCAGAAGAACCCACUGAAUGACUUCCUACCGGUUCUCCGUCUCUACGAUCUAUUGUAUCCGGAAACGGAGCCGCUGCCGUUCCCUGACGUAGCAGACCCGAGUUGUACACGUCAACUUGCUGUCACUUGUAUAUGGGUUCACCUAAUGAAGAAGGCACAAGGGGAGCGCGGAUUGCAGAGACCUGUUCCAAUGACCCUUAAAGUGCACUGGGACAAUCUUGAAAAAGCAUUGUCGUCACAUCUCACUUCCGAUUACUGGACAUCUCUACUUUGUAAUGCUUAUUCCACAAAUCAAGAAUUCUUCCCGAGACCAAUGGGGGUUCUCGUCGAAGCGAUAAAAGGGGGAGCGGGACAUCCCACGCCGACGCAACCAUUGUCCAUGGGACUGCUGGAUUCCUUGACCGUGCAUACGAAAAUGUCCCUCAUUCAUAAUAUCGUCAGUCAGGUCAUGCAAGUCAUGAAGAAUCAGCAGCAACCGAUUCUGUCUCCAGCUCUAGUGGAGACUUAUUCGCGACUCUUGGUGUACAACGAAAUCGAGUCCCUCGGUAUCAAAGGAUUCAUGUCGCAUUUAUUACCUGCUGUGUUCCGACAACAGGCGUGGGCUAUACUCCACACGCUCUUGGAAAUGUUUUCCUACAGAUUGCAUCAUAUCCAACCCCACUAUAGAGUACAACUGUUGUCUCAUCUCCAUUCCUUGGCGUCGGUUCCGCAGACCAACCAGACGCAGCUCCAUGUGUGCAUGGAAUCGACCGCCCUGAAGCUUAUCACCAGCCUCGGCAGUGGAGAGGUGCAGCCUCAACUCUCCCGUUUCCAGGCUGAACCUAAACCUUUACUCUCUGCCGAUUCCGAAGAGCUGAACAAGGCUUUGGUGUUGACCCUCGCUCGUGCGAUCCACGUGACCGGAUCGGAAAGCUUAUCAAUGGCGUGGUGCAAGGAUCUCCUUCACGCCGCCCUGAGCAAUACGCCACACAGUUGGAGCAGUGCGACUCUAUCCUGCUUCCCCAGUUCCUUGGCAGAAUUCUUCCGGACAAAUCAGGCCCAGCGAGAGAAUAAGGCCCAACUCAAACGUUCCGUGGAAGAAGAAUAUCGCAAAUGGAAAACCAUGUCGAACGAAAAUGAUAUCGUGGCUCACUUCUCACAGCAAGGCACACCUCAUCUAUUCAUAUGUCUUCUGUGGAAGAUGUUGAUGGAGAACGAUAGAGUGUCUCCGCUCGCUUAUAAAAUUCUCGACAGAUUAGGAUCGAGAGCGUUGUCUCUACACCUACGAACUUUCGCCGACUUCUUGAUUUACGAGGUGGCGAACUGUGGUCCUGGUCCAGUGGUCAACAAAAGCAUAGAGGCCUUGAAUGAUCUCAUAUGGAAGUGUUACGUGGUUCCUCUUGACCGUUUCAUACUCACCUUAGCAUUACGUUCGUUUGAGGGGAACGAGUCCCAGGUGUGCUUCUUCAUCAUACAGAUGCUACUCAUCAGAUUCGGAGAGUUCAAAUCUCGCGUCACAGAUUUCGUCAAGGAAAACUUGCCGGAGCAUUGGACGCAGUCUGAUUGGCACGAGAGACAUCUCCAAUUCCAGAGGAGAUACCCUGAGAAGUUUUAUUGGGAGAAUCUUCCUGAUUCUAGCCAACCGCACCAAUAUCUACCUGUAUAUUUCGGAAACAUUUGUCUGAGAUUCCUACCGGUCCUCGACAUCGUGCUCCACAGGUUUAUAGAAUUACCCGUGAAUUUACCGAACAAUUCGAUUUCGAUCGAAACGAUUCUGGAUUAUAUCGGCAUGCUGUAUCGAUUCCAUGACCGUCCGCUCACAUACCUGUACAACACCUUACAUUAUUAUGAACAGAAGCUCCGUGACCGAUGUUCCCUGAAGUUGAAACUCGUGCAAGCGAUCACCGGCGGACUCGCUGACAGUUGUCUCACUGAAAACUUCCGCCAGUAUCUGAACAAACAGAUGUCCGACCCCCAACCAAUGUCUUACGCCCCUCCCGACAUGGAAUAUUACAGAUUCAUCCUUCAACGGGUGGUGGAAGCGAUAGGCGGAAAGAAAUCUUCCAUCAUAAUCGAUUGGAGAUUCAACGAGUUUUCGAAUUCGGCUGCGUACACGAUCCAAAUAACCUGCAUAGAGUUGAUGGCACUGCCCGUUCCCCCUGCGGUUGUUGCCAACGGCCUCCUUGACGUCGUUCUGCUCGGUCACACACGAAUCCCGAGGGAUCUGAUUCCGGAUUGGAUGAAUGCUAUCGGCCUACUUCUCACCGCAUUGCCGGAAUCUUAUUGGAGCGUUCUCAACGACCGGAUCAUACAAUUAAUCGGAACACUGCCAGAUGUGGAGGAUAUUUUCCAAUACAUGGAUCUGACAGCGAAGCAGAGAGCUUACACGGAAUCCUUGAUGUCGUACAUUGUAGCUUUAGUGCACUCGGUUUGGUAUCAUGCGUCAAUCGGCCAAAUUUCUCAGAUACCAGCCUUCGUCAGCGAAAAACUGAAACCCAUCAUCAAACGAGAAGAGCAGAUGCUGCUUUUAUGCCAGCUCGUUGCGCCCUUCUUCCAGCGGAUCUCAUCCGAGAGAACUCGCUGUCUCAUGGAUAUCACUAGAGAGCUUUACGAGAUUCUCGAAAUCGUCGAUAAAACACAGCCCCAGCUGAGGUACAUGGACAAUAUUGUGGAUCUUUUCUACCACAUCAAGUACAUGUUCACCGGGGACUCAGUGAAAGCCGAAGUCGAGCACAUCAUACGGAAUCUACGACCGGAGCUUCAACUUAGAUUGAGAUUUAUCACCCAUCUGAAUGUUUCCGGCCCGCAGCAGCCGACCGAGUCUACCGCACCAGGAGCCUCGACCCAGCAAGCGCCGCAACAACAGUCCCAUCAACAAUCCCAACAGCAGCAGCAGCAGCAACAGCCCCUGCAGCAAUCGCAGCAACAAAUGCAACAAAUUCAACAACAACAGCAGCAAGCUUCGCAGCUACAACAACAGCAACAGCAGCAGCAGCAACAACAACAGCAAGUAAUGGGCAAUAGUGGUCAGCUCCAACAACAGCAACAACAGCAGAUGAGCACGAAUGGACAACAUCAACCGAUGGUGUGA